AUGUCUGAGCAGUCUGUAAUUGUUCCUUUACCGAUGCAGUUGAAAGAUGAGAAAAAAUACAGCGACGUAGUUGAUAUCCUGGAUUACUAUGAGAAUGAGGUUGAGGAUAUAUACGCUAAAGCAGGAGUUAUUAAAAAACCAGCAAAGGUUCCAAAUGCACCACAACCAGCAUUAAUCGAAGGACAGUCUUCCCUACCUGAUCAACCGAGCGCGCACUUUAACAAGGUGGAUGAAAAUGACCACAUGAAAGUGAUAUCCGUGCCAUUUGGAGGAGAUCAACUAACCCGAGUUAGAUUUGCUGGGGCGAAGGAUCUGCAGGCUGGAUCACAUACAUCAAAAGAACGACUGGAUCACUGCAGCCCGUUUGUGUCGGAGUUAUUCCAUACAAAAAUGUCAUACCUACAGGUAUAA
This is a messenger RNA of Paramuricea clavata, 411 nucleotides long. Lineage: Eukaryota; Metazoa; Cnidaria; Anthozoa; Malacalcyonacea; Plexauridae. The record is from the annotation of a GenBank genome assembly.